AUGGCUGUUACCGAUAAUAGCGAUGAUUACAUUUUAGGCAGGAGCUUUAUAGAGACCAUAAGACUAGAUGGUCAACACUUCAUAUUCAACCUCCAAAACGGCUACACCAUCGAUCCCAGAAUCCCCAUCAACCCGGACACCAAGAUUGCUGAAAUAGGCACAGGAACCGGAAUAUGGCUUCUGGAUGUGUCUUCCCAGGUCCCUUCAACUGUUCAACUUGACGGUUUUGACAUCUCCGAUGAACAAUUUCCGCCAAAGUCGACCCUGCCCAGUAACAUAACUCUACGGGUUAUGAAUGCUUAUGAGGAAGUACCUGAAGAGCAUUUCCAGAAAUACGACGUAGUACACAUGCGACUUUGGUGCGCCAUCAUUAGGGGGUGUGAUACAUUUGCCUUGAUUAGACACGUCACGCAGUUGCUGAAGCCGGGCGGUUACCUACAAUGGGAUGAUUACGACCCUGACAGAAAUGGAGCAUACAUCAAAGGAGAGGAGGCCGAGGCGUUGUAUUCCUUCGCUUCCUUGAUUCGAAAAGAAUUAAACAUUGAUCCUUCCUGGCUUGUGGAUAUUCCCAACCGUGUAAAGAAGGCCGGGCUGAAUGUCGUGGAGUUUCGGGCAGACCCGAUUUCACAAGCUGUUGUUCCGAUCAUCACCAAGUCGCUGUUUGCCUUCCACGCGAGUCUCAUUGCCGGAGCAUACAAAGCCGGUAUCCCAAGUUUGCCACCCCGUCACGAGGGCGAUGCAGUGCUAGAAGCGGCACUGGAUGCCGUCAAGAAUCGGGGAGGAGCACUUCAUUGCACUCCAUUGGCAUUGCUGGCGCAAAAGCCUUUAGCCUAA
Trichoderma aggressivum f. europaeum is the source of this 834-nucleotide messenger RNA. RefSeq lists its product as uncharacterized. Bases 1 to 834 code for a protein of 277 amino acids. The transcript has 5 exons. Lineage: Eukaryota; Fungi; Ascomycota; Sordariomycetes; Hypocreales; Hypocreaceae. The record is from RefSeq and is a predicted model, not a curated record.